Molecule: messenger RNA, 1689 nt
Organism: Aspergillus thermomutatus
Lineage: Eukaryota; Fungi; Ascomycota; Eurotiomycetes; Eurotiales; Aspergillaceae
Product: MFS transporter
Exons: 1
Coding region: 1-1689 (562 amino acids)
Biological process (GO): spermine transport; transmembrane transport
Cellular component (GO): fungal-type vacuole membrane
Molecular function (GO): spermine transmembrane transporter activity
Source: RefSeq, a predicted model, not a curated record
AUGUCAACCCCACCUCCAGAAAGACCUCAAGGUCGACUCAGCACCACCACCACCACCGCCAACAAUAACCUUCAAAUGUUCCGAACAGAAACCAGAGAGACUCUUCAUGAAGCUGGAUUCAGCCCAGCUCCUCCUGAGCUGGGGAUCAAUUACCCCGAAGUCGGACGUCCUUCCGACCCCGUCUUCCCCGAGGAAUACACCAUCGAGACUCAAACCGGGUUGGUCCCAUCACGCACUCUUGAAUCGAUCCGUCCGACGACCAGCAGGGGCCGGCAGAUCACGCCGGCGGAUGUGGAAAAGGGAGGCGAACCCGUGGAUUUUGUCACGUUUACGAUUGAGGACCCAGCGAAUCCCCAUAACUGGUCCCGGUUAUACCGCUGGUACGUCACCAUGGUCGUCUCGAUGCUGGUCGUGUGCGUCGCCUACGGGUCGGCAUUUGUCACCGGUGGAUUGGGCCUGAUUGAGGAAAAGUAUCAUGUAUCGCUCGAAGUGGCUACGCUGACUGUUUCAAUCAUGGUCUGUGGGUUUGCGGUUGGCCCGUUGCUCUGGAGUCCACUGUCCGAGAUCAUCGGCCGUCGUCCCGUGUAUGUCAUCUCGCUGGGACUGUACACCAUCUUCCAGAUACCCUGCGCACUUUCUCCCAACAUCGGUGGACUGCUGGCCUGCCGUUUUCUCAGCGGCAUCUUCUCCAGCUCCGGUCUGUCGCUGGCUGGCGGUACCAUUGCGGAUAUCUGGGAUCUUGAGGAGCGCGGCAUGGCCAUUGCCUUCUUCGCUGCCGCGCCCUACUGCGGUCCUGUCGUGGGCCCCAUCGUCUGCGGCUGGAUCAACGUCGGUUCGCACCGACUGGACCUCUUCUUCUGGUCCAAUAUGGCCUUUGCCGGUGUCGUCAUGAUCAUCGUCGGGCUGGUGCCAGAAACCUACGCCCCCGUCAUCCUGAAACGCCGCGCAAAGAAGCUCCGCAAGGAAACAGGCGAUCCCAACAUCAUCACCGAGCAGGAAAAGGUCAAGCUGACCUUUAAGGAUAUUGUGCGCACAAAUCUCGUCCGUCCCAUCACGAUGAUCCUCACCGAGCCCGUGCUCGACUUGAUGUGCAUGUACAUCGUGCUUAUCUACGCCAUGCUCUACGGCUUCUUCUUCGCCUUCCCCGUCAUCUUCAGCGAGCUGUACGGGUACAACGACGGCCAGAUCGGGCUGAUGUUUAUCCCCAUUUUGAUCGGUGCCGGUUUCUCGCUACUCAUAACGCCCCUCAUGGAGAAGCAGUUUCGCCGUGUCUGCCAGUCUCGCGCCCCGACUCCCGAAGACCGACUCAUCGCUGCUCUUGUCGGAGCCCCUUUCAUCCCGAUAUCCUUGUUCAUCCUGGGCGCUACCUCAUACAAACAUAUCAUCUGGGUCGGCCCGGCCUCGUCAGGUAUCGCGUUCGGCUUUGGCAUGGUACUCUGCUACUACUCGGUUAACAACUACAUCAUCGAUUCGUACCAUAAGUUCGCGGCCUCGGCGCUCGCCGCUAAGGUGUUCCUGCGAUCUGGAGGCGGCGCUGCCUUUCCGCUGUUCACCACCCAGAUGUAUCAUAAGCUCGGCCUGCAGUGGGCAUCGUGGCUGCUGGCGUUUCUGGGGGUAGGAAUGGUGUUUAUCCCAUAUGGGUUCUAUGUGUAUGGAGCAAGGAUACGGGCCAGAUUUGAAAAGUAUUAA